Aaosphaeria arxii CBS 175.79 is the source of this 462-nucleotide messenger RNA. RefSeq lists its product as uncharacterized. Lineage: Eukaryota; Fungi; Ascomycota; Dothideomycetes; Pleosporales. The record is from RefSeq and is a predicted model, not a curated record. The coding region runs from base 1 to 462 and encodes 153 amino acids. The transcript has a single exon.
AUGCCACGAAACAACAGGUGCUCCAGCAGCACCAACACAUCUCAAAAUACCAACUAUGGCACAAUCACAAUAUCAUACGCCCCAUCCGCUACAUCCUCGACGUCAACCGCAAUGACAGAAGACAUGCCGCCAUCCCCACCAACACCCCACAACCCCAACGAGCAAAUUCCGCUGAGCCCGGCGGAACCACACACCAGGAGCAAACGUCCCACGCGCAACUUCGCAGCGUCGAACAUGUACUACGACUUCUCGGGCGGCCGAUCGCAAGCAUACCUAGCGCUCGAGAUCGAAGGCGACGAAGACGGCAGGGGGAUGUACGAGCAUUCGGACGACGCGGGGGGUGAAGACGACAGAGAUGAUGAGUUGAAGGGGGUGGAGAAGGGGUUGAUACUUGUGCUUGUUUUGGUGUCGUGUGGGUUCGUGGGUCUGCUUGUUGCGUGCGGGCGGCAGGUGGGCAUGUGA